This is a messenger RNA of Seriola aureovittata, 1609 nucleotides long. RefSeq names its product hydroxycarboxylic acid receptor 3-like. The record is from RefSeq and is a predicted model, not a curated record. Gene Ontology annotation, molecular function: G protein-coupled receptor activity. Gene Ontology annotation, biological process: G protein-coupled receptor signaling pathway. NCBI's taxonomy places the organism in Eukaryota, Metazoa, Chordata, Actinopteri, Carangiformes, Carangidae. The transcript has a single exon. The coding region runs from base 1 to 990 and encodes 329 amino acids. Gene Ontology annotation, cellular component: membrane.
AUGAAUCUUACACUCGCAGAGAAGUGCUGCGCCUUCGAGUCUCCCAUCCUGGAUCACCUUUUGCCUCCGAUACUGAUCCUGGAGUUCAUGUUUGGGCUGAUGGGGAACGUUGUCGCCCUGUGGAUGUUCAUCUUUCACAUGGACGAGUGGAAGCCCAACUCGGUGUACCUGACUCACCUGGCUGUUGCCGACUCCAUCGUGCUGUUCUGCCUACCUUUCAGAGCAGACUACUACAGGCGUGGGAAACACUGGCUGUACGGCGAUGCCCCAUGUCGUAUCCUGCUCUUUCUGCUGGCAGCCAACCGUGCGGCGGGGAUCUUCUUCCUCACCGCCGUGGCCGUCGAUCGAUACUUCAAGAUCGUCCACCCCAUGAACCGGAUCAACCGAAUGGGCCUGGGCUACGCUCUCUGGGUCUCCCUUGGCCUCUGGGGUCUGAUUUUUCUUGCUACCGGGUACCUUCUUGCUGAUGAGCACUUCUUCUACAAUAACAACCGUACACAGUGUGAGAGUUUCAACAUCUGCAUGGGCUUCAACCCCCUCUCCACCUGGCACAACACUUUCUACGUGGUCCAGUUUUCCCUGCCCACUGCCAUCGUCGCCUUCUGCACCAUCAGAAUCACUUGGCAGCUGAAGAGCAGGACUAUUGACAAAAAGGGGAAAAUCAAACGGGCCGUUCAGUUCGUGUUGGCUGUUGCUUUGAUCUUUAUUAUCUGUUUCUUCCCCAGCACUGUAUCACGUAUCGCUGUAUGGAUCCUCAAGGUAUGGUAUGAUGAGUGCAAACACUUUGAAGAGGCCAACCUGGCGUUCUACACGUCGGUGUGUUUCACGUACUUUAACAGCGUCCUCAACCCGGUGGUGUAUUAUUUCUCCAGCCCUGCCUUUAGUGGCACCUUCAAGAAUCUCCUGAAUAAACUGCUGAGAAGGAGCAAUGACAAAGAUCAGGCAGAGUCAACUGAUAAUAUUUCCAGCAUUGAUGGUAGAAAGCUAUAAAGACAGGAGCUGUUGUGUUCCCUGCUUACAUUGCAGGGUCACUGUGAAUUUUAACUGGUUACAUGACUGCAUAAUACAACUUAAAGGCCUGGCUAUUGAAUUUUAUUAAGCCAGUUUAUAACUUAGAAAAAUGUAGAAAAUUACCCACUCAAAAAAUUAGCAGCUUUGUGUCGUGUACUUGUAUUGGUGUAACAUAAACCCUUGUGAGUGUGGUUGGCGCGUACAAUAAGGGAACUAUCAGCCAUUAAAACUGAAUAAUAGUAAUAGAAUAGUAAAAUAUUAACUGCAAAAGCUUGUAAAGGUUAUAAUUGUUAAGAUGUUAUAUACUGCAUCAUUUUUCUUUUUUUAUCCUUUCAAUUGUCAAUCAUUUCCACUCUAAACAGCAGACACUGAUUUUAUACCAUCAAUUAAAAUAAUAUUUACAGGACAAAUCAGUUGAACAGCCAUAGGAAAGGUCAAAGGACUUCAGUGCUAUGAGUCAACUGUCAAUAAACGCACAAUUCACACAUUCACUGCAAGGUGUGUGAGGUUUUCUGUGAAUUUAGGAGGAUAGAGAGCAGAUUUUGUAAAACAUAAUUAUGAUUAUGGUUUUGUCAUUCUGUGUGCACAUUUAAAUUUC